Molecule: messenger RNA, 2652 nt
Organism: Ustilago hordei
Lineage: Eukaryota; Fungi; Basidiomycota; Ustilaginomycetes; Ustilaginales; Ustilaginaceae
Exons: 1
Coding region: 1-2652 (883 amino acids)
Cellular component (GO): nucleus
Molecular function (GO): zinc ion binding; DNA-binding transcription factor activity, RNA polymerase II-specific
Source: RefSeq, a predicted model, not a curated record
AUGGACUUGAUACGUCCCCUUGAAGACAGGGUCAAGGCCGCGAGGUCGGGUUCGCGGCUCCAGAAUCGUGCUUGCGAUCAGUGUCGUCGAUCCAAGAGGAGAUGUGACCUCGCAGAAGCUGGACCUGAUGGUCUUCCAAUCCAGCAUGCAGGUUCUUGCAAGCUCUGUGUGCGUAAGAGCCUUCAGUGUACGAUCCACUGGAGCGCGUUGCAGCAGACCGUCAGCUCGAGUCAACAGGAGCUUCGACACAUUUCGCAGACUUCGUCGAGCUACACUGCCCUCCAGGAUCAGCUCUCGACCCAUCAGUAUCUCCCUGCCGGCCUUUCAACCACAUCAAAGAGCUUGAGUGACAAAAUUGAUGGUCUCUACAUCUCCACAAAGCAGCUCUUCACCUAUGUCGCGGCAUGGGAAUGGGUAUGGCAGCAUUUCCUUGGCCCUGGCGCCACACCUGCAGGCGUUGGACUGGGUGCAGCGGUCCAUCCUCGGCGCGGCCUGCUGAGCGCCAGUGCAGCACGCGCAUGGGAUGACAUGAUGGUCGUCAACAAUGUUCCGCACAUCUCUCCCAAUUUCUUCUACAGUACUUUCGUAUGCGACGAAGCAUACAGACCUAGCGGACGCUUCAAGCGUCUUCCGAAGAGGGCAGACGAGAUCUCGAUGCAAGCUUUAAAAUAUGCCAUCGUUGCAUAUGCAAGCCAGUAUGGUUCCCAAAGCCCGGGCGAAUGGCGUGGGGACGAGAGCGAAAGGCUGCGAAGGCACAAAGACACCCAGAUCGCCGAGGCUACAUGGAUGCGGGCGCGUGACUUCCUCAUGGCCCACUCCGUCACCACUUUCCGCAUGGCGUACGCUCUCCACCUCUUCAGCAACACUUGCCCUCCACUGCGCAGCGCCAAAGCCAACUCGGAUGUCGUGCAAGAAACCGUCUUCAUGCUGCAGACCGGACUUCGUAUGAUGGACGACCUCGCAACUGACUUACUGAGACAGCAGGAUGAAGAUCUCUUCGAAAUCGGCUAUCACAAUACGGACGGCGCCAGGAUCGACGAUAAUACGUACUUGAGGUCGGAUCCAAGUUAUAGAGCGUGCGUCGAUCGUGCUCAUGCCCUCAAGGACGUUGCCGAGAAUCUGCUGUGGUAUUCGGCCAUUUGCGACUCGGCAUCGACGAGCGGCUUUGGCAUGCCUCCGGUCGUACGCGGCAGCACAUCCGACAAGGUUGACAUUGACGCUAUGCAAUUGACCGCUGCUAUGCCCGCUGCAUCCAUUUCGGCGUCCAGACACGGUGUGUUGGACGGCUCUUGCUUCCCAUCUUCGAGCUCUAUGGGGUCCAUCCCCGACGUCUCGGCGUCGUUCGAUCAGGAUGGGUUCGGACCGUCGCCUAGCAUCUCUCCCAAUCCAAACCCGACGGGCUACCACGAUCCAGCAAUGUUGGGGCUUGAGCCUGAUUUCAUGAUGCCAGCUGCUGCGAUGGAUGGGGACUUUGGCUCGCUCCAUCGGGACUGGCAGCAACGAGCGGAUCCAAAUGCUUCUACAGUGCACAAUGUCCAAACGUCGUCGAAUAACCAUCAUGGCUCCUCCAGCGCGCUCUCCUCUCCGUUGGACGCAGCAGCGGACAACCCAAAAACGUGGGUUCGGAUUGCGCGGCGAGCGCUUCAGGCUUCGAAAGAGAUCCCAUACAUCCUGUCGAAGUUCGCUGCCGCACCAGGCGAUCCUGCUCGUGUCAAAGAGUUCUUGAACCUGUCGCAAACCGGUGCGUCCACGCAGAUCAUGGUCUGGCAGCGCAAUGGUAACUUCCGUGCCUGCCUCGACGACCCGAACAGUUCGGCUGCCGACCUUGCAGAGAAGUUCCAGCGAACAUGGAGUGCGAUCCUUUUCGUAGAGCAGGUCUUCCAUCCGCUUCUCAACCUUGAUCCGCAUCUAUACGCGCAAAUGCCGGCUUCAGCGCAGUCGAUGGCCAAUCAUUUGAUCGACCAGGUGAGCAUGGGUGCGCUCCUCUUCUUGGAGCUGUGCUGCUUCCUUGAAGGCACACUGUGGCUCCAGAGCUCCAGCGACCCUUCAUGGCCAAGAGCUGCGAGCAUGCUUUGUGCCAAGCUGGAUCAAUCGCGAGAGCUGCGCCACGUAAUCCGUCGCAGGAGUGCACUCCGUAUUGCCAAGUUGCACAACAUGGUCGACAAGCAGGUCGGACGAAUACUGCGCUACGGAGGGUCGCCGCCCCGCGAGACCUACGGUAGCGAGCAUCCAUCUCCAAGUGGAUCAGGCUAUUCGGGACACCGCAAUAGCGACGCUGGCAACAGUGAGGCACCCGAUGCACGCAGCAGCUCUGCUCGUAUUGUGAUUCCCUUACCGCAAGACGAUAUGAUCGUGCCCGCAUUGCAGAUCCAUAGCAGUCGUCAUCCGGUACCGACUCACCUUGCCUGCGCAUUACACAUCUCGUUCUGCGCACUUGUGCCAGAUGCGCUUCAAGAGAUCAGUCAGCAGGGAGCUGCUUCGUCCGUCACCCUUGAUGCACUCGAUUCGGAUCUGCAUGGUUUGCAAGGCAUCCUCGACAGCGUGCUGAGCUUUGGACCUUUCUUUCACCGCGAGCCGAGUCUCGAGACACUAUUCUCGACGAGGAACUGGCUGGCUCCAGACCGUCAGCCGCUCGUCAUGACGCUGCGUUGA